Molecule: messenger RNA, 3426 nt
Organism: Rhinolophus ferrumequinum (greater horseshoe bat)
Lineage: Eukaryota; Metazoa; Chordata; Mammalia; Chiroptera; Rhinolophidae
Gene: TLR2
Product: toll like receptor 2
Exons: 2
Coding region: 168-2525 (785 amino acids)
Biological process (GO): toll-like receptor signaling pathway; immune response; inflammatory response
Cellular component (GO): membrane
Molecular function (GO): triacyl lipopeptide binding; protein binding; transmembrane signaling receptor activity
Source: RefSeq, a predicted model, not a curated record
AACACGCGGAGGCCAGCCUUCGGGAGAAACGGGCCACCCAGAAAAGGACCGGAGCACCCUUCCAGCCUCGGAGGCCCUUGGGGCCGCCUCCGGGAACUUCCGCUGGGCUGGGCUGCAGGCUGCAGGUGGCUGCGUCCCCUGAGACACCGAGGUUGAAUCACGGGACAAUGCCUCAUGCCUUGUGGACAGUAUGGGUCUUGGGGGCUAUAAUCAGCUUGUUUAAAGAAGGGGCCCCUGAUCAGCCUUCUUCUCUGACUUGUGACCCCACCGGUGUCUGUGAUGGCCACUCUAGGUCUUUAAACUCCAUCCCCUCAGGGCUCACGGCAACUGUGAAAAGCCUCAACCUGUCCAACAAUGAGAUCACUUAUGUCAGCGACAGUGACCUGCGGAGCUGUGUGAACCUCAGGUUUCUGAGCCUGGAGUCCAACAAAAUUAACACAAUAGAGGAAAAUUCUUUUUCCUCCCUGGGGAGCCUCAAACAUUUGGACUUAUCCCGUAACCUCUUACUUAAUUUAUCAUCCUCCUGGUUCAGGCCCCUUUCUUGCUUGACAUUCUUAAACUUACUGGGAAAUCCUUACAAAACACUCGGGAAAGCAUCUCUUUUUUCUCAUCUCACCAAUUUGAGAAUCCUGAAAGUAGGAAAUCCGAGCACCUUCACUGAGAUUCAAGAAAACGAUUUUGCUGGGCUAACUUUUCUUGAGGAACUUGAGAUUGUUGCUUCAAAUCUGCAAAGGUAUGAGCCAAAGAGUUUGAAGUCAAUUCAGAAUAUCAGUCAUCUGAUCCUUCAUCUGAAGCAGCCUGUUUUCCUCCUGGAUAUUGUGGUAGAUCUUUUAAAUUCUUUGGAAUAUUUGGAAUUGAGAGAUACUCAUUUGAACACUUUCCGUUUUCCAGAAAUAUCCAUCAAUGAAACUAAUACAUUGACUAAAAAGUUCACAUUUAGAAAUGUGGAAACCACUGAUGAAAGUUUUAAUGAAGUGGUGAAACUGUUGAGUUCUGUUUCUGGAGUGUUAGAUCUGGAGUUUGAUGACUGUACCCUUAAUGGAGUUGGUAAUUUUGACCUACCUCUUUUGGAUAGAAUUAAAGAUGCAGGUAAAGUAGGGACGUUAACAAUACGGAGGUUGCAUAUUCCAUAUUUUUACUUAUUUUAUGACCUGAGCAGUAUAUAUUCAUUUACAGGAAGCAUUAAAAGAAUCACAAUAGAAAGCAGUAAUGUUUUUCUGGUUCCUUGCUCACUUUCACAACAUUUAAAAUCAUUAGAGUAUUUGGAUCUCAGUGAGAAUUUAUUGGUUGAAAACUUAUUGAGAAACUCUGCCUGUGAGCAUGCCUGGCCCUCCCUACAAACCUUAAUUUUAAGGCAAAAUCAUUUGACAUCAUUAGACAAAACGGGAGAAAUUUUGCUUACUCUGAAAAACCUGACUAACCUUGAUAUCAGUAAGAACAAUUUUCAUCCUAUCCCUGAAACUUGUCAGUGGCCAGAAAAGAUGAAAUAUUUGAACUUAUCCAGCACAAGAAUACGUGAUUUAACCUCUUGCAUUCCCCAGACUCUGGAAAUUUUAGAUGUUAGCAAUAACAAUCUCAAUUCAUUUUCUUUGCUUAUGCCACAACUCAAAGAACUUUAUAUUUCCAGAAAUAAGUUGAACACUCUACCAGAUGCCUCUUUCUUACCCAUGUUACUAGUCAUGAGAAUCAGCAGAAAUACAAUAAAUACUUUUUCAAAGGAACAACUUGAUUCCUUUCAAAAACUAAAGACUUUGGAAGCAGGUGACAACAAUUUCAUUUGCUCCUGUGAAUUCCUGUCUUUCACUCAGGAGCAGCAAGGCGUGACCCAGAUCCUAAUUGACUGGCCAGAAAACUACCUGUGUGACUCUCCAUCCCAUGUGCGGGGCCAGCGGGUUCAGGACACUCACCUCUCCAUUUCCGAGUGCCACAAGGCAGCUCUAGUGUCUGCUGUGUGCUGUGCCCUUUUCCUGUUGAUCCUGGUCACUGGGGGGCUGUGCCACCAUUUUCAUGGACUGUGGUACAUGCAAAUGAUGUGGGCCUGGCUCCAGGCCAAACGGAAGCCCCGGAAAACUCCCCACAGGGACAUCUGUUAUGAUGCCUUUGUGUCUUACAGUGAACAGGAUUCCCACUGGGUGGAGAACCUCAUGGUCCAGGAGCUGGAGCACUUCAACCCUCCCUUUAAGUUGUGUCUUCAUAAGCGGGACUUUAUUCCUGGCAAAUGGAUUAUUGACAAUAUCAUUGACUCCAUCGAAAAGAGCCACAAAACUAUCUUUGUGCUUUCUGAAAACUUUGUGAAGAGUGAAUGGUGCAAGUACGAACUGGACUUCUCCCAUUUUCGUCUCUUUGAUGAGAACAAUGAUGCUGCCAUUCUCAUUCUUCUGGAGCCCAUUGAGAAAAAGGCCAUCCCCCAGCGUUUUUGUAAGUUGCGGAAGAUAAUGAACACCAAGACCUACCUGGAGUGGCCCACUGAUGAAACUCAACAGGAAGGGUUUUGGUUAAGUUUGAGAGCUGCAAUAAAGUCCUAGGUUCCUUCAUUAAAGGCCAGUCUUCGCCCGGUGGUGGUCUUUAUCGCAGUAAUUGUAACUAAGUCCAUUCCGCCACGGCUAUUGUAUAUGUAAACUACAUGAAUGUACUGUCAUUUGAGGACUUGCUUACUAAAACUACUAAAACUUCAAAUUUGAUCUGGAGUGCUGUUUUAUAAAAACUGCUACAAGAUUGGAAAAAAAGAUGGUUUGGGGUUUUUCUUUAUCCUAGGAGAUAAUCAUGAUCUAAGUCCAUUACUGAUUUCUGAAUUCUCUGUAGCCGUUGGUUUUGUUCAUCAGGAAAUAGCACAUAUGAAUAGAAGACUUCAAGUGAAAUGUGUCGGUUAGCUUUCUGCUAGCGGAUUCAUCCACAUCCACAGACAGAGGGCAUCCUGGGCACUACCUAGCUCUCCUCUCUGUGUGACUCCUCUCAUGAUCCACAAGGCAAAAUAUUUGGGUCACUCAGCCAAACUUGUUGCUAUCCCUAGAAAAAAGUGUUGUGUGUCCCCAUCGAACUUUUUUUGUGGCAAGACACGAAAUACCUAGAAGGUAUGUUUUCAUGUGAACUGGUCUGUCUGUCUGACUGGGUUUUGGAUAGGUUUCUCUAGCCACUCGAGAGAGAGUACAUAACACAAGAUCCAGUCAAAUAUGUCUUCCCACGAAAAUCAAACUAGCGAAGUAAAUAAAAUGUUCAGUUUAGAAGAACUUAAAAGAAGCCUGUCAUAUCGCUGACUCUGAGCUUCCUCCAGGCUUCGUCCGUGAAGUUGUAAUUAAUAUCUAGUUACUCUGGCUCUCAACCCUGUUUUCUAGUCUGUCUCCCCUGCAUCAUGGUGCUUUCUUUUUUAUUUGAAAAGUCUCAUUUCUGAUUCUAAAAAGGCCCUCCACCUUUUUUUUUCCCCCUGAA